AUGGUGUUCAAAGCGGCAUAUCGUGUCACGGAAAACAUAUGGUCAAAUAACAGUGUUAAAAUAAUGGUAGGAAGUCCAGCUCCGUCAUUUUGCAGGCAGAAGGUGAAACCAGAGAACAGAACAGAGCUAUUUGAGCUGAGCGGCUCUUACUACAUACUCCUUGCAAGAGGUCCCUACGCAUUAGGGGCCAGAUUACCUGAGUUGAAAAAUCACACACCGAAAGGGCGUUGGGUUACUAAGGAAGUAUCCUUGUCGGACGUGAACGUUAACGCUGAAGCCCCUACUGAUAGCGGAGCCGCAGAUGGGGAAAAGAAAACUGAAAAGAAGAGCGCGAUGAAGUUCAAUACAAUCCAUCGCGAUAGCCCUGGUGCUCUGUUGGGUGCUUAUUUGACGCUGUGGAAACAUUCAUCGAAAACACAUUAA
Cooperia oncophora is the source of this 423-nucleotide messenger RNA. Lineage: Eukaryota; Metazoa; Nematoda; Chromadorea; Rhabditida; Trichostrongylidae. The record is from the annotation of a GenBank genome assembly.